Molecule: messenger RNA, 891 nt
Organism: Wasmannia auropunctata (little fire ant)
Lineage: Eukaryota; Metazoa; Arthropoda; Insecta; Hymenoptera; Formicidae
Exons: 7
Coding region: 1-891 (296 amino acids)
Source: RefSeq, a predicted model, not a curated record
AUGUCGCGGCUGCUUUUUUGGGCAUUCUCGACCGUUGGCCUUUGGGCGAGUUUUUGGCGUUGCCGAGCGAUACUGCUGUACCCCGAGAAUACCUUGUUUCAGUUUACUCUGGGUAUCUCGAUGCCGGUGGCGAUGACGAAGAGGGGCGGCAUCGCCUUCUCCGCGGGAUUUCAGCUCAACUACGCCCUGCCGUGGAACUUGACGCAAUUCGAACCGACGAUAAUUCCCGCGAGACACGUCAGGGAUCUCGAUUUGCAGGGAACUUACGUCGCCAUUGAGAACCUCUUGGACGAACACGGUUGGCAGGACGGCAGGCAGUGCCUUUUGAGGACCAUCUGCGAACUGGCAGAGACACCGCUCCGCAGGACCCAGCGGGACGUCCUCGGGGAAGUGAUCCACCUAAUUUUAACGCCCACGGAGGACUUGCCGGUAGCGAUUAAUUCCAGUCACCAGAGCGCCAACAAAUUGUAUCAGGAAGCCGAACGACUGGCUCUGUUCUUCAGCUCGCAAUGGCGAGAAUGGUGUUCCUGCUCAGUUUUCUCACGUUGUGCUGUUGGAGAAGCGCGAGUUCCGCGUCGAGAUCGGGCAGGCAGAUACUGUACCCGCCGCCGAUCGUCUACCCAUUCGGAGGAACAUUCAAGAAGGGGAAUAGAUGGAAGAGAAUGCUUGAAAAAGAGCAUAUGCGAAGCAGCAACGACGCCUUUAGCGGACGAAGGACUCGUGGGAGAAUUGUUGCAUCUCUUGCUUACGCCUCGAAAAAGUGAUACAGCUUCCGACUCCGAGUAUUUACAGGCGCUGGAAUUUGGACGAGACUAUCACGAUUGCUCACGGAUCUACAAAUCGUGUCUGCCUGGUCAAGGAAUUCUAGAUCAAAUCUCAAAACUAACAUAA